This is a messenger RNA of Gracilinanus agilis (Agile Gracile Mouse Opossum), 1104 nucleotides long. It is a transcript of the gene GDF9, whose product is annotated as growth differentiation factor 9. Gene Ontology annotation, molecular function: growth factor activity; cytokine activity. Gene Ontology annotation, biological process: SMAD protein signal transduction; BMP signaling pathway. The transcript has 2 exons. The record is from RefSeq and is a predicted model, not a curated record. The coding region runs from base 16 to 1104 and encodes 362 amino acids. Lineage: Eukaryota; Metazoa; Chordata; Mammalia; Didelphimorphia; Didelphidae. Gene Ontology annotation, cellular component: extracellular region.
AGAGCCCUGCAUUAUAUGAAAAGGCUUUAUAAAGCAUAUGCCACCAAAGAAGGAAUUCCCAAGUCUGACAGAAGUCACCUCUACAACACUGUUCGUCUCUUCACACCAUGUGCCCAGCACCAGCAGCCCUCUUGGGGCCAAGUCACAGGAGUUCUUCAGUCAAUGGAUUUGCUGUUUAACCUGGACCGUAUUACUGACCAUGAAUAUUUGCUCAAGUCUGUUUUGCUAUAUUCUUUGAAGAAUCCAGUUUCUUUUUCUUCCACCCCUAAGUGUAUGUGCCACCUUGUUGUAAAGGAACCUGAAUGUUCUAGCCCAUUUUGUUUUAGGUCUCCCCGGUCCUUCACUUUUAAUUUGCAGUUUGAAUUGAGAAAAAAUCACAAGUGGAUUGAAAUAGAUGUGACAACUUUGCUUCAGCCUCUAGUUGCUUCCAACAAGAGAAAUAUUCACAUAGCUCUGAAUUUCACUUGUCUCAAAAAUCAACAGAAUCCAUUUCAGGGUGAGUUAUUUGACACGGCCAUGUUAAUGGCCCCAUCACUAUUAGUAUAUCUGAAUGACACAAGUGCUCAGGCUUACCAUAGAUGGAAUUCCCUUAGAUACAAAAGAAGGCACCCGUUGUCACCUGACCAGAGAGAUCUGUCUUUCUACCAUAAGGAAGAAGAGCUGACUCAGGAUAGGAAAUUCUCCCGUCACCGAAGAGAUGAAGAAAUUGGAGAACCCAAAGCAAAGCAUCCCGUAUUGCCAGUCUCUUACAAUCUGAGUGAAUAUCUCAAGCAGUUUCUGUUUCCUGAGAAUGAGUGUCAACUUCAUGACUUUAAAUUGAGCUUUAGCCAGCUGAAGUGGGACAAAUGGAUUGUGGCACCACAUAGAUAUAAUCCUCGAUACUGCAAAGGUGACUGUCCCAGGCUUGUUGGGCAUCGAUAUGGUUCUCCUGUCCAUACUAUGGUGCAAAACAUAAUCUACGAGAAGCUAGACUCCUCCAUCCCAAGGCCUUCCUGUGUGCCUGCUAAAUAUAGCCCCUUGAGUGUCUUGACUGUUGAACUUGAUGGCUCUAUUGCUUAUAAAGAAUAUGAAGACAUGAUAGCAACAAAAUGUACUUGUCAAUAG